Paramuricea clavata is the source of this 693-nucleotide messenger RNA. The record is from the annotation of a GenBank genome assembly. Lineage: Eukaryota; Metazoa; Cnidaria; Anthozoa; Malacalcyonacea; Plexauridae.
AAGAGUGAAACAAGUGAAGGAAGAGAAAAGCUAAAACCGAGAAAACAGUUUUCUGCAAAUGACGAACAAGUUGACACAGAUUCAGAUUCGGAGGGAGAGGAGAGACCAUCUGCACUGCCAAAUGAUAUGAAAGAACUGAACGCACAACAGUCACAGCACACUGAGCACAGUGAAACGUUCGAAGACACCGAGAGAAAUGCAGUGACACCAAGUGAGACAAGCGAACAAGACGGAAACCCCACAGUGGAAGAACAAAAUCUCACAGCAGAGAAUACUGCAGGUGACAUUACAACAGAGAACCCAAUCACCCAAACCCCAUCGACGACGAAUGAACAUGAAAAUGUGAUCCAAGCGGGAAAUAACGGCGAAGAAACUGCUAGAUUUUAUCCACGACCACAACGAGUUCGACAGCCGCCAUCACGUUUUGGAUAUAACACACCCGGAAAUCCAGCGACUGGUGUGUUCAAUGUAUGUCAAAACCCCACCGUUGGAAUGAUGCAGACCUGCGGCUUCAUACCACCACAACCGCACCUAUUUUACGGUUACCCACCAACUCAACCACCAUUUGAUUACCCACCGACCCCACCACCGUUUGGUUACCUACCAACUCCACCACCAUUUGGUUAUCCACCAACUCCACCAUUGUUUGGUUACCCUCAAAUGUACCAGAACCAGCCAAUGUUUGCGUUUUAG